GCGCGCUGUUUGAGCGCAUUGAAACCUUGCGCCAUGUUACCACGGUAUUCAGUCGCGCGCCAACUCUCGAAUCGUGCGUGAGUUUUAUCUCGUGGUUCUACACGUUGCGGACUCCGUUGGCGCUGUUGAUAAAAAAAAAAAAAAAAAUAAGAAUAAAGAAGUCAGGUUUCGUGCGACGCUUCUCCCUGUUAUGUAUAUCAUAUACGCGAACGAGGAGAGGAGUUAAAAAUAAAGGAACAUUAAAAGAGCGCGAGAGUAGAGUUAUAAAAAUACAUACGCGCGGACACUUAUCCGAUGAAAUUGAAAGCAACCGAAGAGCGAAAUGUACCCGUACCGUUGGCUCUAGAUAACAGACUCAUCGCCGGGGGCAAUAACUCACACGUGUUCCUCAACUCCGGGCAAUUUAAUAACAAACACGUAAUACGCGGGCUAAUUCUUGUGAGACGCGCGUGAAUGAGCCUGGCCUACGCCUCCCUCCUACGACUGACAUUAUCGCGGAGGCGGGUCGUCGUCGAACACGACCGAGAUACUCGCGUGUAAGAUAUUCGGUGGAUGAACAGUGUGCAGCGAGGAGCGGAUACGUCAGGUAUACGUGGUGGACCUUUGCCGUGGGGUGCGGAGGGUUUUUUUCGUCAGUACAACAAGAAAGUAUACGUGCGAACUAUUGUAUACCGAUAUUGCGCGCACAUACGCAAGUGAACAUCCCACCGCAUACUCGAGGUUUUCAAGAAUUUUGAUAAAGUGACAGUUUGUUAAUUUGAAAGUUACCGGGCUAUUAUGUGUUAUACAUUUAUACGUAUAUAUAACAAGGAAGGAGAAAAGUAGCAGGACGUGCGUUCCGCAUCGGCGUACGAGAAGAGACUUGGAAGAGUUUGAGUCCGCGGUAUUAUGCGGGAGUGAAGAUCGGUGAAGUUCGAAUAGUCUGUCAAUGAUGGAAUCACCGGUGAUGUACGAAUCAGCUGCGCAUCAGGCGCAGUCCCAAGGUGUUCCGGCGGACCUUAAGAAAUCCUCCCAAGUGUUGAACAACAACUCGGCCCUUCAAGUGAACCACAACCAGCAGUCCGGCGGCACGGGCGGAACGGGGGUUAACAAGGUGUCGGCGAGCAAGGCGACCCUCAACCAGCAGUACGCCGAGCACUGCGCGGCAGCGGGCGAACUGACGGACCUCAACACACCCGAGAUAUCGCUCGAUCUUCAGCAUCUGAUCGACGAUUCACACUUCAACGAUGGUCUCCUCGACAUGUUGGGGGGCGGUAACGGGAACGGGAACAACGCCAGCGGCGGCGGCGGCGGCGGAGGUGGAGGCCCAGGUUCCAACGGAAUGAAGCACUCGCGAAACGCCGGGUUCCCAGGGCGAACGACGCUCGCCUACAUGCCGCAGCCCGUACACAGCGGCGCGAGCUAUCACCAAGGGAGCAACAGCUGCAGCGACAGCAACAGCUCGAGUUCCGAGUCCCCCAGCAUAAAGGAAGAGCCCCUCGACCCCGCCGACUAUCGGCGUCACUGCCCUCAGUACCCCGCAGGUGCCGGCGCCUACAGCCCGGCGAACGGCGCCGGUCCCUUCGCGAACGGGGGGCCGACCUUCACGACCUUGACGCCCAGCACGGUCCCCGGGGGUCACCAGCAGCCGCGGGUCCCCAUGAAACCCGUGAUGUCGCACCAGCACCAGCACCAGCACCCCCACCCCCACCCCCAUCAGCACCAGCACCAACACCAGCACCAGCACCCUCAGCAUGCUGCGGCCGCCGCGGCCGCGGCAGCGGCGAGGAAACAGUCAAAGAGCAUCGACAAAGCGAGCGACGAGUACCGGCGUCGCAGGGAGCGGAACAACAUUGCGGUGAGGAAGAGCCGCGAGAAGGCUAAGGUCCGUUCGAGGGAGACCGAGGAGAAGGUGAAACUACUCGUCAAAGACAACGACCUCCUCAAAAAGAGGAUCGAACUCCUUACCGAAGAGCUGAGCGUCCUCAGGUCGCUCUUCAGCAGCGUCGGCGUGGUACCUGAGCAGCUGCAGCGCGAGAUCUCGAGGCAUCUCGAUCAGUUCCAACAGCACGCUGUCGGGCCCAUGUAGCAGCGGCUCUCGCGAUCCUCCCGUCAAAUCCCAUGCAAAGCUCGUUGCUUCGGCCCUCGAGCUCCGGCUUCUUCGCUCCGCCGUCCCCAGGGAGCGAGUAGCUAUUCGAGGAGACUCCGAGGAAUAGAGCUGCAGGAAAUUGGGCCCGAUUCGUCGCGCGACACCCACGUUUACCGUUACGCACGGUCGUCGGUCAAUAACUGCGGCAUAUUCAUGUAAUAAUAAGCGAAAAUUGCUAAACGAACAAUCGUAUAGUCGUAUAUGUAUAUGUACAGUGAUUUAACGAAAAACAGUUACAUUAUUUAUACACCUACUACGACGGCCAUGACUGUAUGUACUACAGGUAUACGAGCUUCCUCGUCCAUGUAUUGCGUGUGCAUUACGACCCGGCGAACAGUUCGCGUGAACCGAAAGGAUUCGCAGGUGAGGCAGGCAAAGUUGAAUCUGUUUAGGUGAUACCAUGUUUCGCGUUAACCACUCUCGAUUGACCGAACGCUUCACAGAAUCCUCGUGGUACGCGCGUAUACGUUGAAUGUACAAUAUGAAUGCUGUGGGGUAUAAUUGUGCAGUAUAAUUGUGGUAUUGCAAUUGUACAUACAUUUCAUUAUGCAUAUCUACCUACAUAAUUACGUGUAUAUGCGUGAAUGGGGCAUCGUCACCUACACAGUUCCCGUGAGCCUGUACCUAUCUACCUACUUACCUACCUACCUACCUACCUACCUACCUACCUACCUGGUAUAUCAAUCUAGUUGCGUGGGCAUUGAGAACUGGCGACGACGGCCUUCUCCGCUUUCAUUUGAUUAUUACAGAACCGCCAUUCUAUCAUAGGUACAUACUGCAGACUUCUAUACUCAAGAUGAAAUUGCCUGUGUGUGUACCCAUUACUUAUACGCGUAUCAACGGUGGGGUUGUUCAAACGGUCGUGCGGAAUAUCGAUGCAACGUGACCGCUGCCAGCAGCCCGUAAUAUUCAUUUCUUACCUAGGUUUUAUAACCUAUAUCCACCUUAAUCUUACGUUAGAAAAAAAAAAAGAAAGUAAACGUCCCGUAAGAUUGGGUCGUCUCUGCGCGAAGAUACUUGGUUCAACGGUUCAAUUUUUAUACAUACAUACAUAUAUAUAUAUAUAUAUAUAUUCAUGUAUUGUAACAAAUUUACAUCGUUGUAUAUUCCGUUCAUGGCGUUGUGAUUACGUACGAUUAUUACGUUAUUAUGAUUAUUGAUAGAUAUAAUAUUGUUAUAUCAAUUAUUAUUGUUGUUAUUAUUAUUAUUAUUAUUAUUAUUAUUAUUAUUAUUAUUAUUAUUAUUAUCAUUACACACUUUUUCGUAAAUGCCCCGUCGACAUGAUCAUUUGUUUGACAUUUAUACAUGCAGUCACAUCAUCCUAUACUGUAUAUCAUAAAUUCACACCGAUACGCCGGAAAACACCAAGCAAUUCAUGUACACAUAGGUCCGUCGUUACGUAUGAGAUUCUGCUAAAUUGCGAUUAUCGUCAUUAUUAUAAGUUGUAUAAGAAUCGUAAUCAUUAUGUUUGAUGUGUAACUGUUAAUUAUGAUCGUAGAUAUUAUCAUACGCUAAUAACAAUAACGACAUAUAUAUUUGUUGUUGUUGUUGUUGUUAUUGUUACUACUACUGAUACAUAUUAUCAUUAUCAUCAUCAUCGUUAUUAUUAUUAUUAUUAUUAUUAUUAUUAUUAUUGUUAAUAUUAAUAUUAUUACCAUCACUGUCGUAAAUAAUAGUUACCGAAUAUGCUGUACUAGCUCUAUCGAUAGAAAUUUAAUGUAUUUAUAAUUAAGCAGUUUUAUCUCAAGCCCCCGAUCCGACACUGUACUAUAUGUCUGUCCGCAUCCCAUAAUAACCUGUUGUAUUAUAAUCAUAAACAUAUGCAUAUGAAAUACAAAAAUAUAUAUUAAAUAUGUA
This is a messenger RNA of Neodiprion virginianus, 3985 nucleotides long. Its product is annotated as CCAAT/enhancer-binding protein-like. Bases 929 to 2068 code for a protein of 379 amino acids. Gene Ontology annotation, molecular function: DNA-binding transcription factor activity, RNA polymerase II-specific; RNA polymerase II cis-regulatory region sequence-specific DNA binding. The transcript has a single exon. Gene Ontology annotation, biological process: regulation of transcription by RNA polymerase II; DNA-templated transcription. Lineage: Eukaryota; Metazoa; Arthropoda; Insecta; Hymenoptera; Diprionidae. The record is from RefSeq and is a predicted model, not a curated record.